This is a messenger RNA of Chanos chanos (milkfish), 1713 nucleotides long. Its product is annotated as putative ferric-chelate reductase 1. Gene Ontology annotation, cellular component: membrane. Lineage: Eukaryota; Metazoa; Chordata; Actinopteri; Gonorynchiformes; Chanidae. The transcript is spliced from 16 exons. The record is from RefSeq and is a predicted model, not a curated record. The coding region runs from base 1 to 1713 and encodes 570 amino acids.
AUGACUCUGCAAUAUCUGCCGCUGUCAGUGAGGAAACAGUUGUGUACGGUUGUACUUCUCCUGGCCUGUGUUCGGGUUGCGGAAUUCUACCCCUCGGGAGCGGUGGGUGCCAGUUGUGGAAGUAUGACGCCUGUUCAUAGGUCUUACAGCAGUCAGGGAACAACCGCUCCCUACACCGUUACCGCGGACCGGGACAGCUUCAUGAAUGGAGACGAGAUUACAGUGACUUUGCGUGCAUCAUCAAGUGCGUUUACUGGCUUCAUGCUACAAGCUCGAGCAGUUGGUGGAACCACACCUGUCGGUUCUUUCUCUGUGAACACUGCUGAUGCACAGCUACUGACUUGCAACGGGCAGUCUGGUAGUGCAGUUUCACACACAUCAUCUUCACAAAAGACAACUAUUCAAAUCAAAUGGAAAGCACCCACAUCUGGAAACCUCCAAAACAUAGAAUUCAUGGGGACUUUUGUUAGAAGCUUCUCUGUCUUCUGGGUUGGUGUAAAAAGUGCACAGAUCCGUUACAAUGGCUCAAGCUCGGGAAACUCUGAAGUUUUGUCAUCUAACCUUGUUUCUUCCACUGGGUGUGGAGUCAGCAAGGUCUGCUUCAGCCAACCCAGCAACUGUGAUCCAGCAGUCACCACAAACUGCUACUUCGUAUCAGCUAUAAUGUCUGGAUCAGCAGUCCAGUAUGAGAUGUCUGGCCAGUCAGACGGCUACAUGGCCUUAGGCUUAUCGGACGAUCAGGAAAUGGGGAAUGAUGAUAUUUACAUAUGUGGUAAAAGCAGCAAUGGAAGUAUCCAAGUGCAACGUGCCCACUCUACUGGAACUGUAAUGCCAGACAUUCUCAGUUUGGGUGAUGUUUCAGACAUAAAAACGUCGGACAUGAAUGGUGUGAUCAGCUGCUCUUUCACAUCUCGUAAUCCCAUAACUACUGUAAGGAGUACCCGUUCUACACCCAGCUAUUUCAUCAUGUUAGCACGUGGGCCUACUGCUAACGGGGUUAUUCGGAUUCAUCCAGUGACACCAUUUGUCACUAGGACCAAAGUGGAUAUAUCAAGUCCACAGGUGGUUACAACACAGGGACUACCCAGCCGUGUGAAAGCGCAUGGCUCUCUGAUGCUAAUAGCAUGGAUGUUCACUGGCAGUUUGGGCAUGCUCAUAGCACGCUACAUGAAAGCAUUUCAUCGAGGUUCAGGAUGUUGUGGUAAAGACCUUUGGUUUGUGUGCCAUUUGACUCUGAUGAUAUUCACAGUCAUUGCAACCAGCAUUGGUUUUAUCAUUGCGUUUCCAAAUGGUCACUGGAGUGGGGAGGCUCACGAUGUGAUUGGUUGUUUGGUCAUUAUCCUUACCCUGGCUCAGCCUUUUAUUGCGAUUUUCCGGUGUGCGCCGCAGCACCAGUGGAGAUUUGUUUUCAACUGGGCACAUUGUUUUAUUGCUCUGGCUGUCAAAGGUCUUGCUGUGGCUGGUAUAUUUACAGGGUUGGGCAGGGUUGACCAUACUGAGGACCAGUGGUUGGUCAAAGUCAUGGGAGGUUAUGUUGGCUGGGAAGCUCUUCUUUAUGUUCUCCUGGACUUGCAGAAGCGUUGGGUAGACAAGGACCCCUCAGGCUCUGGGGUUUCUGAUCUGAAAAGCACUGAGACAAUUCUUCUGAUUGUGUACUUCCUGGGGAACUUUGCGUUCUUGGUUGCACUGCUUGUUGGAAUUGACUCCUCAUAG